AUGGCAUCUGCUACUAUUCGUGAUACCGGUGCAUUACUACGACGUUUACGAGACAUAAUGAAAUCAAAUAAAUAUUUUACUGAUGUUAUUCAUGCUUACAUUGUACCAACAACUGAUCCACAUAGAAACGAAUAUGUUGCUGAUUGUUUCCAACGACGAGCUUUUUUAUCAAAUUUUACUGGUUCAAAUGGGACUGCUGUUGUAACAUUGAAUGAAGCUUUAUUAUGGACAGAUGGACGAUAUUUUUUACAAGCUGAUCAAGAAUUAGAUAAACAAUAUUGGAAAUUAAUGAAAGAUGGAACAAAAGAUGUUUUAUCGAUAACAAAUUGGUUAGCUAGAAAUUUAGAAUCAAAUUCAAAUGUAGCAUGUGAUCCAAAACUUGUUUCAAUUGGUGAAUGGAAAGAUUGGACAGAAACGUUGAGUCAAUCGGAUAAAAAUUUAAUUGCUAUUGAUCAAAAUUUAAUUGAUUUAAUUUGGGAAGAACGACCAAAAUUACCACAGGAACCUAUUUGGGAAUACGAUGUUAAAUUUGCCGGUAGUUCAACAACAGCCGAAAAAUUAUCAAAAGUUCGUGAAAAACUAAAAGAAUAUCAAGUUCAACAUUUAAUUGUUCAUCGGACAGAUGAUGUUGCGUGGUUAUUCAAUCUUCGUGGUGCUGACAUUCCAUAUAAUCCCGUAUUCUUAUCAUUUGCCCUUGUUGGACAUGAUUAUGUCAAGUAA
Didymodactylos carnosus is the source of this 720-nucleotide messenger RNA. The record is from the annotation of a GenBank genome assembly. Lineage: Eukaryota; Metazoa; Rotifera; Eurotatoria; Philodinida; Philodinidae.